AUGGAAGAUUUUCAUGAACGCAGUCGUUUCGACGACAACCGAAUCGCUUACAAUGGAAACGAAGAAUUUGAACAACCACCAGAGCAACAAUAUGAAGAAUUUGAACAACCAUCAGAGCAACAAUUUGAUUCGGGCCGUGGUUUUGAAACGAACCAUAACGUAGAUAGUGAAGGCAAUGAGUUUAGGGAUUCAUUCAAUCAUCGUGAUUCGGCUGCGGGAAAACUAUUUGUAGGAGGCGUUUCUUGGGAGACGACUGAAGAGGCCUUUACCAAUUACUUCAGCAAGUAUGGAGAAAUAGCAGAUUCUGUUAUAAUGAUUGAUAAACAUUCUGGGAGGCCAAGGGGGUUUGGGUUUGUAACAUUUGCUGAUCCAGGGGUUGUUGAUUCGGUUUUGGAGGAAGAACAUGUCAUAGAUGGCAGAGUGGUGGAGGUGAAGAGGACAGUCCCGAGGGAGGAUAUGGGGUUUAAGGGGAUAUCGAAAAGAAAGAAGAUUUUUGUUGGUGGAAUACCAACGUCUUUGACUGAUGAUGAGUUGGGGGAAUAUUUCUCUACAUAUGGUAGCAUUGUUGAGCACCAGAUUAUGGUAGAUCAUAAAACUGGGAGGUCUAGAGGAUUUGGGUUUGUCACUUUUGAGAAUGAAGAUGCUCUUGACAAGGUAUUUUCUGAGGGCAAGAUACAUGAACUUGGAGGCAAACAGGUGGAAAUAAAAAAGGCUGAACCUAAAAGGGGUGGUGGUGAUUUCAGUGGCAGUGCUCCCAAGUCAUAUGGUGGCUCAGGUGGUGCUGCAGCUGGAUAUGGUGCAUAUAAUUCUGCAAGUCGGUACAAUGGAAAAAUGGGCAGGGGCUAUGGUGGGGGUGGGUAUCCCCCCUAUGGUACUUACAACAACUAUGGUGGAAACUAUGCUGGAAGCUAUGCGGGUUUCUACGGUGGCUAUGGUGGAUAUGGAUAUGGAUUUGGGUAUGGUGGACCCAUGUACGGCAAUGCUGGAUAUGCAGCCAGUGGAUAUGGCAUGCCUGCUGGUUAUGGUGGGAAUACUGCCUAUGGUGGUGGUAGAGGGUAUGGAAAUGGUGCUGUUGGCCGUGGUGGUGGUAGCGGUGGUGGAAGUUAUGGUUCUGGUAGAGGAUAUGAUCGGAAUGGUGGUUCUACGACCGGAAGAUAUCAUCCUUAUCAAAAACCGGUUGAUUUGGAAGAGGAAGCAAAUGACAACUUUGCCAGCAUAAAUGGGUCUCUGAUAGGAGGUUUUCUACGAUCCUUGCACACUCUGGUUGGUCUGUGUUGUGUGCUCUUCUUUGGUUUGGCUAAAAAGGAAGUUGGAAACGCAGAGGGUAGUCGAGUACCGAGUAACUAUGAAUUGCCAACUCGUGUGGGUUUCCUUGGCCUCGGAAUUAUGGGUUCUCCGAUGGCACAGAACCUCAUAAAAUCUGGGUGUGAUGUGACUGUUUGGAAUAGGACCAAGAGCAAAUGUGAUCCACUCAUCAGCUUAGGUGCAAAAUAUAAACUCUCUCCUGAGGAAGUCGCUGCAUCUUGUGAUGUCACAUUUGCCAUGCUUGCUGACCCUGAAAGUGCUGUUGAUGUUGCUUUGGGGAAGCAUGGAGCUGCGAAUGGGAUGAGUUCAGGAAAAGGGUAUGUGGAUGUUUCAACUGUUGAUGGUGCAACUUCAAAAUUGAUUAGUGACAAAUCUCUCUAUGAAAUAGCAGCACCGCUUUUAGAUGUCAUGGGGAAGUCAAGAUUUUACCUUGGGGAUGUCGGAAAUGGUGCUGCUAUGAAACUUGUUGUGAACAUGAUCAUGGGAAGUAUGAUGGCAUCAUUUUCUGAAGGCUUGCUUCUCACUGAGAAAAUAGGACUGGACCCAAAAGUACUAGUUGAGGUCGUCUCGCAAGGAGCCAUUAGUGCACCAAUGUACUCAGUCAAGGGCCCAUCAAUGAUUCAGUCCCUCUAUCCUACUGCAUUUCCCUUGAAGCAUCAACAAAAGGACCUGAGGCUUGCUCUGGGAUUAGCAGAAUCUGUUUCCCAAUCCACGCCAAUCGCCGCGGCUGCAAAUGAACUAUACAAGGUAGCAAAAUCACAUGGGCUCAGCGACGAGGACUUUUCAGCUGUCAUCGAAGCGUUGAAACCAAAGUUGCAGCAAUAG
This is a messenger RNA of Prunus armeniaca (apricot), 2130 nucleotides long. NCBI's taxonomy places the organism in Eukaryota, Viridiplantae, Streptophyta, Magnoliopsida, Rosales, Rosaceae. The record is from the annotation of a GenBank genome assembly.